AUGAACCCCGGACUGGGUUGGACAAUAGCGCCCGGGGCCGAACGACUUCCCCCAAUUGACGACAGCGACCCGCCUCAGUUUGAGUCUCCCACCAAUGCCCCUCAGCGCUCAGCGCAGAGAGCUACAAGGCGGCGGAAACGCUACUCUUUGCCUCUUGUCAUCGGUAACACUGACACUAUCAUGGCAUGUCCCGACAGUGGGUCCGACGACAACAUCAUAUCUUUAGAUGUUGCAACCAAGUUGGGUCUGGUUAUCGAUUCGCCGCAGCAGGACAUGCGCUUCUCCCUUGCCAACGGCAAAGCAGUCCAGGCGGUGGGACAGGUUACCACAGAAUGUUCCUUCCCAGACUGCGAUAUCGGCUGGAGCUGUACAUUCUAUGUUUUCUCCGACUUGGCCAUGCCUGCGAUUGUGGGAUUGGAGUUUUUGGAUACGGCGGAGGUUUUCAGCAAGAACAAAGUUCUUCUUGUUGAGGAGCUUGUUCCAACCCUGCAGGCGCUUCGAGUUCACAGCAUAGGACCACCCAAAAAGGGUCUCAUCUGCCGCGUAGGAAAGUCAGUUAGUUGCGCCAGGGUUGAUUCGGGAUCCGACCUUGAUCUGGUCAGUCCCGAAUUUGUCCGUGCUAGGGAAUUUACGGUCCAUCCCGUUAGAGAGAAGCUUCAAUUUGCAGAUGGAAGCAUCGGCUUUACCUCUGGAGUAAUCGAGGCUACGUUUUCCGUCGGAGACGUGGGCGGUGUGAUGGAAUUCCUGCCACGCAGCGAAGAGCUCUCUCUACAGCUACACAUUUUGGAGAGCCUCACAGUAGAUGUUCUGGUUGGCCUGGACACCAUUGAGGAACUGGACAUAUAUGGCCAGCACGCGAGCUCCUUUAUUCAGAGAAUGCCACAGCCUGGGGAGUCUGAUCUUUGCGUUAUUCGCCACAUUGGCUCAGUCGAGCGUUUUGUUAAGAACACAUUCAACAGUUUGAUAGAAGACAUAUAUGUUCAACGCCAGCGGGAGAAUGCGCGUCAAGAACGCUCAAUGCUCGAGGCCCAGACGGCCAGUAUAAAGCACUCCGGAUUAAGUGUAACGAGCGGCUCCGCGAGCUCCGAGGUUGGCAUGUUCAAAUGCACGUUUGAGGGCUGCCAGGCGAAGCCAUUCCAAACACAGUAUCUGCUCGACUCUCACGCCAACGUGCACUCAUCAGCAAGACCGCACCACUGUCCCGUCCAGGGAUGUCCGCGAAGUAAGCCUGGGCAGGGCUUCAGGAGAAAGAACGAGAUGAUUCGCCACGGCUUGGUUCAUGAAUCGCCGGGGUACCGUUGCCCGUUUUGCCCGGCGACAAUAAGGCACGGAUAUCCCCGGCCCGAUAGCCUACAACGAGACAAGCGCGUAGCCAUUCUAUUCGCCAUGUUGUUGGGACCAUGCAAUAUUAGCACUCUUGAAGGCAUGGCGGUUUAG
This is a messenger RNA of Scedosporium apiospermum, 1437 nucleotides long. RefSeq lists its product as uncharacterized. Gene Ontology annotation, cellular component: nucleus. The record is from RefSeq and is a predicted model, not a curated record. The coding region runs from base 1 to 1437 and encodes 478 amino acids. Lineage: Eukaryota; Fungi; Ascomycota; Sordariomycetes; Microascales; Microascaceae. The transcript is spliced from 4 exons. Gene Ontology annotation, biological process: regulation of transcription by RNA polymerase II.